AUGUCACUGUUGGAUCUUCUCAACUUGGAUCUCUCUGAAUGCCACAAGACAAACAAAAGUAAAAUCAUUGCUGAAUACAUAUGGAUUGAUGGAUCUGGUAUGAACCUGAGAAGCAAAGGAAGGACCCUACAUGGUCCUGUUACUAAUCCUUCUCAAAUUCCAAAAUGGAACUAUGAUGGUUCGAGCACUGGCCAAGCUCCUGGUGAAGAUAGUGAAGUCAUCCUAUAUCCCCAGGCAAUUUAUAAGGACCCAUUCAGGGGAGGAAAUCAUAUUCUUGUCAUGUGUGAUGCUUAUACUCCAGCUGGAGAGCCCAUCCCAACAAACAAAAGGUUUAAUGCUGUAAAGAUAUUCAGCCACCCUGAAGUCCUGACCGAGGAACCUUGGUUUGGUAUAGAGCAGGAGUACACUUUGUUGCAGAAAAAUCUGAAUUGGCCACUUGGUUGGCCAAUUGGAGGAUAUCGUGGACCUCAGGGACCAUACUACUGUGGUGUUGGUGCAGAAAAAGCCUUUGGCCGGGAUAUUGUCGACUCACACUACAAAGCUUGUUUAUACACUGGUGUCAACAUUGGUGGAAUCAAUGCUGAAGUUAUGGCAGGCCAGUGGGAAUUUCAAGUUGGACCAACAGUAGGCAUUUCUCCUUGUGAUGACCUUUGGGUUGCGCGUUACAUUCUAGUGAGGAUUGCAGAAGCAGCUGGUGUAAUUGUUUCUUUUGAUCCAAAACCUGUUGAGGGUGAUUGCAAUGGUACUGGUGCUCAUACAAAUUACAGUACCAAGUCUAUGAGGGCUGAUGGAGGGCUAGAAGUAAUAAACAAGGCCAUUGAGAAGCUAGGCAAGAGGCACAAGGAACAUAUUGCUGCUUAUGGGGUUGGCAACGAACGUCGUCUCACAGGAGAGCAUGAAACAGCUGACAUUAACACCUUCAAUUUUGGAAUUGCUGAUCGUAGAGCAUCGAUAAGGAUCGGAAGGGACACACAGAAAGCAGGAAAGGGAUACUUGGAGGAUAGAAGGCCUUCUUCAAACAUGGAUCCUUAUGUGGUAACUUCUAUGAUUGCAGAAACAACCAUCCUCUGGAAACCAUGA
Messenger RNA from Solanum verrucosum, 1080 nucleotides. RefSeq names its product glutamine synthetase cytosolic isozyme-like. Gene Ontology annotation, molecular function: glutamine synthetase activity. Lineage: Eukaryota; Viridiplantae; Streptophyta; Magnoliopsida; Solanales; Solanaceae. The record is from RefSeq and is a predicted model, not a curated record. The transcript has 12 exons. Gene Ontology annotation, cellular component: cytoplasm. The coding region runs from base 1 to 1080 and encodes 359 amino acids.